This is a messenger RNA of Clonostachys rhizophaga, 2133 nucleotides long. The record is from the annotation of a GenBank genome assembly. NCBI's taxonomy places the organism in Eukaryota, Fungi, Ascomycota, Sordariomycetes, Hypocreales, Bionectriaceae.
AUGUCAGACGAGACAACUCAGAUCUUACUCCGGUCAAGAUUCCCUAGCGUACCGAAUAGCUCAACAUUACCUCAACAAGAGAUUUCGUCCCUUGGCAAUACUGAGAGAGCGUCAACAGAUCAGCGGCAGUCGAUUGGUAAACCGGCAACCGCCGUGGACAUUAAUCCUGAGCUACCAGAGGGGUUGCUGAUUAGAGAAAUGGUGGAUUCUUCCGAAAUGAAUCAUCAUGUCCCUCAAUCUCAGCAAAGCAUCAUCGUCACUUGGAUUCUAGAGAUUCUUACCCUUGUAUUUGCAGCCGGACUUCUCAUCGCUAUUUGCAUCCUAUUUGUAGCGUAUAACGAUCAGACACAGCCAGACUGGGGAAACAGCGGAAUUGGCCUCAAUGCUCUUAUCGCUACUCUGUCCAUGAUAUUUCGCGCCAGCCUGGCCUUUGUCAGUUUUGAGGUUGUCUCCCAGAUCAAGUGGGACUGGAUUACAUCUGAAUUUCGCCCUCUGAGAGACUUUGAGCGGUUUGAUGCUGCCUCGCGAGGUAUCUGCGCCUCUUUGCGCCUUCUGCCACUUGCCAUUCUUCACCAGCCCAGGGCCCUUGUGGCUAUCCUUGUGACCGUCGGUUCUCUAGGCAUUGGCCCAUUUAUGCAGCAAGCGAUUCAGACGUAUCAAUGUCUGAGGAAAACGGGAACGGGUGUCCAGCCCCCAACAAUCAUCACAUCCAAUAACAUCGGUUUUUCUGAAUUAGGGAUGCUCGGGUCAUCGCGCUACGGUGUGUUAAGGACAGAGAUACGGACUGCGAUGCAAGACGCAAUCGUGAACCCAAACCUCGACUCCAAUAUCGGGGCACUAUUUACGUGCCAGUCUGGGAACUGUACCUUCCCACUGCUCUCAAAUACAGAAAAAGGCUCGGAAAAAGCAAUAACACACGCCAGCAUUGGGAUGUGUAACCGGUGUGUCGAUGUAUACGACUUCGUCCAAGCACCAGUGCCACUCAACAUCUCAGAGGGCAGAAAAUUCCCAGUGUUCAAUCUACCCGUGUACCAAUCAGUGGACAAUGGUAAUGGGUCCGUGCUGAAUCUGGAUGAGGGACCAAUGCGCAUUGUUCUAGGGAACUCGCCAAUGUCUGCGUUCAUCUAUAUGCAGAUGCGAGGAGUGGGGAACCUCACAUGGACUCGAGAGGUUGCUUCCCCUGAGCUCAUCAAUAGAGCUCGCUGGGCGGCCUACAACUUUACUGUCCUCGCUGCAUCGCAGAACCACUGCAACGUAUUGCCUGAUGGCAACGUGACCUGUCCACAACCUUGUCCGAUCGACGACGGAUCUUGCCCUUUCGCGUUCGACGAGCCAUCUGAUUACAUUGCUGCCGCUUGUACCUUACCGGAGCCUCUCUGGUCGGCGGAUCUUGCAAGAAUUAGCCCAAGCGAUUUCAAAGCAGUGCAGCAGCCCUGUUGGGUAAACGGAACGCUUUACACAGCGUCCAAUAUGUCUUCUUCAAAAUCCCUUGGACCAAAUGUCACAGAGAUCGUGCAAUUCCAUACCGACGAUUGGAUGAAUGAAAGUAUCGGAGAUCCAGCUCAUUACACUAACAUUACGGCCCCACGGGAGUGCGUCGGCACAAUGAGUGGUUACGUUACGUCGCUGUUUUACGAGAACCCGUUCAAUGACGUGAGUUGCUUCCGUAACAACUGGGUGGAAAGUCUCCAGUGUCUGGGUAAUCUGAAGCAGAAUAUAGAUCAGUCCAGCCUCGUGGCACUUAUGAGGGGACUAAACACAUCUAUGGAAACUCUGCAAGAGAAUAUCGACUCAUUCACUGCGCGGCUUACAAACGAGAUACGGAAAAGAGGCACAGGAGCCUACAAUUUGCAAAAGGCAUUUGUCACUGGUGAUGAAUGGGAGACUAGAGUCUGCGUUCGUAUUCUAUGGCAAUGGAUUACCCUUCCUGUAAUAACGUUUGCGUUGUGUAGCUUCCUGUUGCUAUCGACGAUUAUCAAGGACGCUGUUUCAAAGAACGGAACCAUUUGGAAAAGUUCACCCAUUCCAUUGAUUCUCAAGGACUAUCCAGGCUUAGAAAGAAUGGGAUUAGUUAAGAUGGGCCGAAUUGUAGAGGGGCUUGAGAUAAAGCUGGAGAAGCAAAAGGAGAUUUAA